AUGGCGGCCGGGCUCCCUGCGAGGCUGGGCACGGGCUCUGCUGCCCGCGGGCUGCGGGGACGGCGCCUGGCUCACAGCGGGGCCGCAGCGCGGCUGCAGCAGGAGUACGAUGCGGUGGUGAUCGGGGCAGGGCACAACGGGCUGGUGGCAGCUGCCUACCUGCAGCGGGCAGGGCUGCGCACGGCCGUGCUGGAGAAGCGCCACGUGCUGGGUGGCGCGGCCGUCACCGAGGAGAUCGUACCAGGCUUUAAGUUCUCCCGGGCAUCCUACCUGCUCAGCCUUCUGCGGCCGCAGAUCUACACCGAGCUGGAGCUGCAGCGGCAUGGCCUCAGGGUGCUCCCGCGGGACCCCUACUCCUUCACCCCGCUGCUGGAGGACGGGAGCCCACCCCGCGCCCUCCUGCUGGGGCACGACAUGGCCCAGACCCAGCGGCAGAUCGCCCAGUUCUCCCAGAAGGAUGCUCAGGCUUACCCUGCAUAUGAGGCGUUCAUGGGGCGCUUAGUGUCUGCCAUUGACCCGCUGCUGGAUGCCCCCCCUGUGGAUACAGCUGCCCUGGGGCAGGGCUCCCUGCUCCAGCGGCUCAGAGCCCUGCGAGCCCUGCAGCCCCUGCUGCGGGCAGGGCUGGCGCUGGGACGGCAGCUGCCCCGCUAUUACGAGGUGCUGACAGCCCCCAUCUCCAAGAUCCUGGAUCACUGGUUUGAGUCGGAGCCCCUGAAGGCAACCCUGGCUACCGACGCGGUGAUUGGAGCCAUGAGCAGCCCCCACAGCCCUGGCAGCGGGUACGUGCUGCUGCACCAUGUCAUGGGCGAGCUGGAGGGGCGGCGCGGUGCCUGGGGCUACGUGGCUGGUGGCAUGGGGGCCCUGUCCCAAGCCAUCGCCCGUGCAGCGACCAGCCGGGGCGCCCACAUCUUUACCGAGAAGGCCGUGUGCCGUGUGCUGCUGGGCAGGGACGGGCAGGCGCAGGGCGUCGUGCUGCGGGACGGGACGGAGGUGAGGAGCAAAGUGGUGCUGUCCAACGCCUCCCCCCAGAUCACCUUCCUGGAGCUCACCCCUCAGGAGCAGCUGCCGGAGGACUUUGCCCGGCGUAUCCGGCGUGUCGACACGCGCUCCCCUGUCACCAAAAUCAACGUGGCAGUGGGUCGCCUGCCCAGCUUCCUGGCUGCCCCCAACGCCCGUGACGGCCAGCCCCUGCCCCACCACCAGUGCUCCAUCCACCUCAACUGCGAGGGCACCCACCUCCUGCACCAGGCUUACACCGAGGCCGCUGGCGGGCACCCCUCCAGCAGGCCCAUGAUCGAGCUGUGCAUCCCCUCGGCGCUGGACCCGGGGCUGGCCCCGCGGGGCUGCCAUGUUGUGUCCCUCUUCACCCAGUACACCCCGUACGAGCUGGCGGGCGGGCAGCCCUGGGACGAGCAGGCUAGAAAUGCAUAUGCGGACACGGUGUUCGACUGCAUCGAAGCCUAUGCCCCAGGCUUCAAGGCGUCCGUCAUCGGCAGGGACAUCCUGACACCCCCGGACUUAGAGAGGGUCUUCGGGCUGCCCGGCGGGAACAUCUUCCAUGGAGGGAUGUCCCUGGACCAGCUGUACUUUGCCCGGCCAGCACCAUCCUACUCGGGCUACCGGUCCCCAGUUCCAGGCUUGUACCUGUGUGGGAGCGGAGCACACCCUGGAGGCGGCGUGAUGGGAGCAGCAGGACGCAAUGCAGCCCGGGUGGCUCUCGGGGACUUCAAGCGCCUGUGACGGCAGCGGGGACACCGACGUGGGGAUGCGGCUGCAGUGAGCCCUGUUGUCCC
Molecule: messenger RNA, 1793 nt
Organism: Cygnus atratus (black swan)
Lineage: Eukaryota; Metazoa; Chordata; Aves; Anseriformes; Anatidae
Product: pyridine nucleotide-disulfide oxidoreductase domain-containing protein 2
Exons: 16
Coding region: 1-1740 (579 amino acids)
Molecular function (GO): oxidoreductase activity
Source: RefSeq, a predicted model, not a curated record